Messenger RNA from Coregonus sp. 'balchen', 468 nucleotides. Lineage: Eukaryota; Metazoa; Chordata; Actinopteri; Salmoniformes; Salmonidae. The record is from the annotation of a GenBank genome assembly.
AUGAGGCAUUUUCUGAAGGAGAAAGUCAUGAAUGGAGGUGCCAUCCCUGGAUACCACCAGCUACAGGAAAAGUACUUGGGAGAUGUCUACCUGAAGGUGAAGGAAGAAAUCAAGCAACAUCUUGCAGGGAAGCCAGUGGCAGUCAUCUUUGAUGAAACUCCAGAUGUUGAAGGAAGAUGUGUACUAAACAUCCUCAUCGCACCACUUGAAAAGGAUACCUCGGGGAGAAAUCUUGCCUAUCUCGCAGAGACAGUGUUUCUGGAGCAGUGCAACCAUUCAACAGUUUCCAUGGUGGUGGUGAAAUGUCUACAAGACUACAAUAUCUCCAAUGAUGACGUCAUUGUCUGUGACACAGACAAUGCUGCAUACAUGAAGAAAGCCUACAAAGCUGCACUUCAGUCAUUGUUCCCCAACUCCCUGCACAUAACAUGCAUGGCUCACAGGGAGUGCUUUCCGCAAACCUUUUGA